AUGAGAUAUUGCGAGUUCAGGGCAUUCGAAUUCAGAAUAAAAUACAAAAAACCAAGAAGACAACAGCUGCAUCAUCUGAGCACUCUUCUCUCCCUGAUUGGAUUCAUCGUUCCUUUCAGUUCCACUUUCCAGAUCCCUUCUGUAUAUCCUUCAAGACAAACGCAAUACCGUCCAUUUCAGGAGGCUCAGGUACAAUUCAAGCGAUCCAGCAGCCACAAGCCGAAGGGUCUCUUCUCUUCAUCAGACAUUAGUGAUUUCAUCGAAUCAGACAGCAUCUUAGGAGACGAAGACGAGGACGAAGAAUACGAUCCAAUCAUGAGCCUCUUUUGGCCAUCGCGUAGAGACCCGAAUCAGGCCGAUGGUGACAUUGAAACGGAAGACGAAGAGCGCAUCCAGCAUCAACAAAAUCAAAACCGCAUCUUUGAUUCCAUCAUUAAGGUUUAUGCUACCCAUAAAGAACCAGAUCUAAUCAUGCCAUGGCAAUCGAAACAUCCAGUGACUUCCACGAGUUCUGGAUUUGUCAUUGAAGGGAAUCGAAUCAUGACCAAUGCUCAUUCUGUCGAGUAUGCGACCAUGGUCCAAGUUCAGAAACGAGGGGAUCCGACGAAAUAUCUAGCCGUCGUAGAAGAAAUAGCGAAUGAGUGUGACCUUGCAAUCUUGAACGUCUUGGAGGAAGUGGUUGACGACGACGAUGAGGAAUUCAAUCUGAGCAUGGAAAUUGAAAGUCAAGGCGGGACCAGUGGCGAUGAGGAAAUGAAAAAUGGCGAAUCCAAUGGUAUCGAAAACCAAGAGCCAGUAGAAAAGAGCCACCAUAAGGAGUUUUGGGCUGGCUUGGACGAUCAGCCACUCCAAUUUGGAUCUUUGCCCGAGCUUCAACAAGAAGUUGAAGUGAUUGGGUACCCGCAAGGAGGAAAUGGUUUGAGUAUUACGAGUGGAGUUGUAUCCCGGGUGGAGCUACAAGAAUAUGCUCAGUCUGGAAUGCACUUGUUGGCGAUUCAAAUUGACGCCGCAAUCAAUUCUGGAAACUCGGGAGGGCCUGUUGUGAAUGAUGAAGGUCAGAUUGUUGGGGUUGCGUUUCAAUCGUUAGAUCAAGCUGAAAACAUUGGAUACGUCGUUCCAGUCACAAUCGUUCAGCACGUUCUGGAGGAUGUUAGACGAAAUGGAAAGUACACUGGUUUCUGCCGUCUCGGUACUCAAUCUGCCUAUUUGGAAAAUCCAAGCAUUCGAGAGUACCUAAAGCUGCCAAAGCGAUUUCGCGGGGCUGGUAUGAUGGUUCGAGAGUGUUAUCCCACUUGCUUUGCUAAAGACUACUUGAAGCCCAAUGACGUUAUCAUAUCUGUGGAUGGCAUUCCAGUCGCACAAAAUGGAAACAUACCCUUUCGACAAGGCGAACGGGUCUCCUUGACGUCUUAUAUUCAAACCAAGUUCAUCGGUGAUAAGCUCGACUUGGAAGUUUGGAGGAAGGAUGGAGAGACGAAAAAGUCAAGCCUUCAAAACAUUGAAGUCCCCGUAUCUCCAAACGUCAGUUUGGUUCCGCAACACUGGAACAACAAAUUUCCACCUUAUCUGAUCAUGGCUGGCUUUGUAUUCGCCCCUCUCAGUAUACCAUACCUAGAAGCGUGCGAUGCAUGGGGUGACUACAUUUCCGCCUCUAUCAGCAACCUGUUGGGGUUCGUGCGAAAGCCGCAACAAGAAGAGGGGGAAGAGGUUGUGAUAUUGGUCCAAGUGUUGGCUCAUCCUUUGAAUCUUGGAUAUGAUCAACUCUGUGACAUUCAGCUCAGCACUUUUAACAAUGUCAAGGUGAAAUCUUUAAAGCAUUUGAAUGAACUCAUUGAAGAAUGCAGAAAAGAACCUGCCAAUGAUGACAAUGAAUUCAUCACACUCGAAUUCGGUCAGAAGGGGAAUCUCGUCAUACUGAAGCGAAGUGCCAUUCCUUCGGCCACCAGGCAAAUCUGCAAGCAAUUUUCAAUAAAGAAACCAUACUUUGAUGCUAGAAUGCCAUGA
Molecule: messenger RNA, 2004 nt
Organism: Cylindrotheca closterium
Lineage: Eukaryota; Bacillariophyta; Bacillariophyceae; Bacillariales; Bacillariaceae
Source: the annotation of a GenBank genome assembly